AUGACGAUAGAUCUUGGACCCAUUGAUCGUAGUGUAUUGACGGAACAAGUUAAACAUCGAUUUGAGUUACUAUGGAACCUUGGGGGACAGGAUCUUCCUGGCACAAUGGAUUGUCAAAGUCGCCAUGAAGAGUUGACACUUCGAGGUCCUAUGGUAGAUGAUUGUGUCCUUGCCAUUGUGACGUUGCUUAGUCUAGAGGGUCUACACUUGGUCCCAUCCAUACAGCUUGACCAUGCAUUGAUCACUAUAUUUGUAGAGCGAUGGCGCCCAGAGACCCAUACAUUCCACCUACCAUAUGGUGAGAUGACAAUCAUAUUGCAAGAUGUGGAAGUUAUCAUGGGGUUGCCCAUCGAGGGUGAGGCAAUGGUUGGGCCCACUAAAAGAACUUGGACAGAAGUGUGUGCUGAAAUGCUUGGAAUUCAAAUUCCAGAUGGCUAUCAAACUGUGCUAAAAGGUCAAAGGAUUCUGAUACCCGCACUUGUCAAUCGAAUCAGACGACCACUGCCUUCGGAUGCCAAUGAGAUUCAAGUUCAUCAGUACGCUCACUGCUAUAUACUAGCCCUACUAGGGGAUAUGGUAUUUCUUGACAGACAACUGUGCAAUGCAACCGACAAGAAGGCAAAGCAGAUUAGCGGACCAUUGAUUUUGGUCCAAUUGUGGAUAUAUGUCAAGUUCCCACAUAUGUCCCCACAGAUGGUGCCCCAACCCGAGGGUGUUUAUGGUCCACCACUACCACCAAUUCCUCUUGCUAUGAAGUGGGCAGGGGUGAUGUGUACAAAGAAUGCUCUCAUGCAUGUGCUUUCCGCAUAUCGCAAUCAAAUUGCCACGACAUGGCCCGACCAGGUUAAGUGGGAGCCAUAUGGAAAUGAUUUGAGCCACCUUCCUCCUAGUUUUCGCAUUGAGGGAAGUAAUGUGUGGAGGUUGACCAUUCCACUUAUAUGUUUUUGGCUUGUAGAGUUCCACCUACCCUAUCAUGUCCUUCGACAGUUUGGGCUAAAGCAGGAACAACCUAGAGAUGUUAAUACCAAUUGCGAUUUGCACAAAAUAGAUGCGAGGGGAAAGGUAGAGAAAAAUUGGUUGGUGGAACAUGCAGUCCAUAUUCAGAAGUGGAAUGAUCGUGAAGAGUACGUUUGUAAUGCACUCAGGAUGGAGGAGGUGAUGUCACGUCAUCAUCCAUAUAUGGUGUGGUAUCAUAGGAUCACUCGACUGUAUAUCGACCGCGCUAGUGCUAAGAUGAAAAUUUUGGUAAUUAAAGAAUCUUACGAAUACAAGUUCAUUAAAAGGGCCCUUGAGGAUGUGGAUGAGGUUGAUCGUAUCGAUGUGCCAGCCAAUGACGAAGCAGCAAACCAAACUGAAAUACCAGAUGUAGGGCCUAGUACAAGCUCAGCUGCUCUAGUAACACGUCAUCGACUUGCCCCCACCCCUCCUCCAGCCAUUGAGACCCCUGUUCCACCCGUGUCCAUCCUUCAGGACACAACCAGGCCUCCAAUGCCACCCAUCUCUCCCAUUGACAUUGGAUCUCCUUCACGGCAUGAGGAAAACAUAUUGGAUUACUUGCAGUUGUGA
This is a messenger RNA of Quercus lobata, 1566 nucleotides long. RefSeq names its product serine/threonine-protein phosphatase 7 long form homolog. Gene Ontology annotation, biological process: meristem development; meristem maintenance. The coding region runs from base 1 to 1566 and encodes 521 amino acids. The transcript has 7 exons. The record is from RefSeq and is a predicted model, not a curated record. NCBI's taxonomy places the organism in Eukaryota, Viridiplantae, Streptophyta, Magnoliopsida, Fagales, Fagaceae.